Molecule: messenger RNA, 4513 nt
Organism: Nothoprocta perdicaria
Lineage: Eukaryota; Metazoa; Chordata; Aves; Tinamiformes; Tinamidae
Gene: VAV3
Product: vav guanine nucleotide exchange factor 3
Exons: 27
Coding region: 21-2555 (844 amino acids)
Biological process (GO): regulation of GTPase activity; intracellular signal transduction; cell migration
Cellular component (GO): cytoplasm; plasma membrane
Molecular function (GO): guanyl-nucleotide exchange factor activity; protein binding
Source: RefSeq, a predicted model, not a curated record
GCCGCCGCUGCCGGGUCGCGAUGGAGCCCUGGAAGCAGUGCGGGCAAUGGCUCAUCAGCUGCAAGGUGCUGCCGCCCAACCACCGCGUCACCUGGGACACGGCGCAGGUGUUCGAUCUGGCGCAGACGCUGCGCGACGGCGUGUUGCUCUGUCAGCUCCUCAACAACCUGCGCAGCCACUCCAUCAACCUGAAGGAGAUCAACCUGCGCCCGCAGAUGUCCCAGUUUCUUUGCUUGAAGAAUAUAAGAACUUUUCUUUCGGCAUGCUGUGAAAUAUUUGGGAUGAAGAAAAGUGAACUUUUUGAAGCAUUUGAUUUGUUUGAUGUGAGAGAUUUUGGAAAGGUCAUAGAAACGCUCUCAAAACUUUCCCGUACUCCUAUAGCAAUUGGCACAGGAAUAAGGCCCUUCCCUACUGAAGAAAGCGUUGAUGAUGAAGACAUCUACAAAGGUCUUCCUGAUCUAAUAGAUGAAACUGGAGAAGAUGAGGACUUAUAUGAUUGUGUUUAUGGAGAAGAUGAAGGUGGGGAGGUCUAUGAAGACCUCAUGAAGGAUGAAGCAGCACAGCAACCUAAACAYGCUGAAAAUGACAUAAGAAGCUGUUGUCUCGCUGAAAUAAAGCAAACUGAAGAGAAGUAUACUGAAACAUUGGAAUCAAUAGAAAAAUUUUUCAUGGUGCCGUUGAAAAGGUUUUUGUCAGCAUCAGAGUUUGAUACUGUUUUCAUCAACAUUCCUGAUUUGGUGAAAAUUCACCGAAGUUUAACACAGGAUAUCARUGACUCCAUUGUUAACAAAAAUGAUCAGAACCUGUAUCAGAUUUUUAUUAACUACAAGGAAAGAUUGGUUAUUUAUGGACAGUACUGCAGUCAAGUGGAGAUAGCAAUAUCAUGCUUAGACAACAUCUCUAAGACAAAAGAAGAUGUUAAGUUGAAGUUAGAGGAAUGUUCCAAGAGGGCCAAUAAUGGGAAGUUUACAUUGCGGGAUCUCUUAGUGGUUCCAAUGCAGAGAGUACUAAAAUAUCACCUGCUGCUCCAGGAACUGGUAAAACAUACUACUGAUCCUAUGGAGAAGACAAAUCUAAAGCUGGCUCUUGAUGCGAUGAAGGACUUGGCUCAAUAUGUAAAUGAAGUAAAGAGAGAUAAUGAAACACUCCGUGAAAUUAGACAAUUUCAGCUAUCAAUAGAAAAUUUGAACCAUUCCCUGUUACAGUAUGGGAGGCCACAAGGUGAUGGGGAAAUAAGGAUAACUACAUUAGACAAACGUGCAAGGCAAGACAGGCAUAUCUUCUUGUUUGAUCUAGCUGUAAUUGUUUGUAAACGGAGAGGUGAUAAUUAUGAAAUGAAGGAAAUAAUAGAUCUUCAAAAAUACAAAAUUACAAAUAACCCCACUACUGAUAAAGAAAAUAAAAAGUGGUCUUAUGGCUUCUACCUCAUUCAUAUCCAAGGUCAAAAUGGAUUAGAAGUUUAUUGUAAAACUAAGGACUUGAAGAAAAAGUGGCUAGAACAAUUUCAGAUGGCCCUGUCAAACAUAAGGCCGGACUAUGCAGAUACAAGUUUUCAUGAGUUCAAAAUGCAUACCUUCAGUCGUGUGACAUCCUGCAAAGUCUGCCAAAUGCUUCUGAGGGGAACGUUUUAUCAAGGCUAUUUAUGUUCUAAGUGUGGAGCUGGAGCACACAAAGAAUGUUUAGGAAGAUUAGACAAUUGUGGCAGAGCUAAUUCAGGUGAACACGGGAACCUGAAACACGAGAAACGAACAAAUGGAAUUAGAAGAAACUCCAGACACGUGGACCCAGGUUUACCAAAAAUGCAAGUCAUUCGCAACUACGAUGGGAUGCCACAGCCGGCUUCGCAGGACGGUCCGCCUUUGCACAUCCACAUUGGGGACACUAUUGAACUCAUCCAUGGAGAUGCACAUAGCUUAUUUUGGCAGGGCAGAAAUCUAACAACAGGAGAGCUUGGCUUCUUCCCAAGUGAUGCUGUAAAACCUAGCCCAUGUGUGCCUAAACCAGUAGACUACUCUUCCCAACUCUGGUUUGCAGGAGCAAUGGAAAGAUUGCAAGCAGAAAGUGAACUUAUUAACCGAAUAAAUAGCACUUACCUGGUGCGGCACAGGACCAAAGAGUCGGGAGAAUAUGCAAUUAGCAUUAAGUACAAUAACGAAGUGAAACACAUCAAGAUUUUAACAAGAGAUGGCUAUUUUCACAUUGCAGAAAAUAGAAAAUUUAAAAAUUUAAUGGAACUCAUAGAAUAUUACAAGCACCACUCUCUCAAAGAAGGCUUUCGAAGUCUGGAUACUACUCUUCAAUUUCCGUUCAAAGAAUCUGAAAACUCAGUGGGACAAAGGAGUAACAGAACAGGUGGCAACUUGCUAAGCCCGAAGGUAAUAGGCAUUGCCAUAGCCAGGUACGACUUCUGUGCAAGAGACAUGAGGGAACUGUCCUUAUUGAAAGGGGACGUCGUCAAAAUUUAUACGAAGAUGAGCGCGAACGGCUGGUGGAGAGGCGAAGUAAAUGGAAGGGUGGGCUGGUUUCCAUCAACUUAUGUUGAAGAGGAUGAAUGAGUUAAAAACUUUCCUCUACUGACCAUCAAUUUCAGGGAUUGUAGAAUUUAAUAUCUGCAAAGUAUUAUUGGUCUUGUUAAGUAUUUAAACGGCAGCAUUUUUGUCUGUUUGAAUCUUCUAGUCUUAACGUUGGGAUUUCUACCGAAGUUUGUGCUCACAGGUUAUUGCCUUGCCCAGAGCCGUGCAAGAAACAACCUGCCAGUUCGUCAUCGCUGGGGAUCGGUACAAAGCCCAGCCCUCGCCUUCCCAGAAGAUCUCUGGAAAACAAAAUUUCUUUGUGCCCCUUUUCAUUUCACCUUGUUAGUACACGGCAAAUACUAGCUAUGGCUGAAUGUUGAAUAAACCUCUUUCUUGCAGCUAACACCUGCGAUGCUGCAAGGAGAUGAAGGCUUAUUGCUGCUUAUCACUGUAUGCAGAAAACAGUGCAGUCGUUCCAGUGUGCGUAACGUGUCGUCAGUAGCCUUGUCUUGAAACAUCAAGCUCCCUUACUUAUCACCUUACAAACACUUUGGCGCUCACAAAAGCAUUCUGAAGGAAAUGUAAAUGUAGUAAAUAAGAGUAGCAUUCAUGCAUAUGUAAGUAGUUAACUAACUUCUUUGAGGUCCUGCCUAAAUUUUGUAAGAAUUUGUUUAAAGACAGCAUUUUAAAAAGGUGUAGUGAUGUGGUAGUGCUUGAAGGAGCAUCUGCAGUGUGCAAUCGUGGGGUUCUUUGUCAUCCUGAAGCUUUUGUGUGUGUCUGUUGGGUUUUGUUUGUUUGUUUUUCCAUAUGGGCAGCUGACCAUGAAAGUGCAACUGAGGAUAUUCAUGAGAAGAUGCGUUUUUAAAAGCUGCAGCACCAACAUUAAGUAAAUAUUGUAGCCCUGUUCUGUAGCAGUGGGCACUAAUGCAUCUACAGAGGGGCUGUGCAUGUUGGUGUGACUGAACUUUGCAAUAAGAGUUUAGUUAACAGCUGCGUUCAGUUUUGACAAGAGAAGAGAAAAGUUUUGUUUGUUCUUGUGCAAGUAUUAGAUCUGUGGGGUCUAAAGAAGUAAACAAUAAAAGGCAGUCUCAGAAAAAGUAGGACUUCUCUUUUUUAGUUACAGACAAUACUAUAGGUAAGAUGGUGGGUGUCACUGCUCAAGUGUAAACCUGAAUGUCRUAUUUUAUGUCCUUGGUUGAUUUGGGUGAACUUUUGGAUGUUUUCAAUUCUCAGCUGUCUUGUCUUAGUUAGACGGGAGUUUUUAUCACUUUUUGUGCRCUUAUAAGAUAACACAAAGGCAACUGGCCGUGUUUUGUCCUGAAUUUUCCACUCUCCUUCCACGUCAGUGGAAAUGCAAUGAGUGAAUGCUCUUAUUGCAGGGCAAGGACCCUGCAAUCUCAGCAGUCCAAAUCCCCAGUUUAAAAUGUGUGUCCAGAUUAGCUGGCUUGAAAUCAGCAGGGCUCAUCAAGUGGUUUCCCUGCUUUGGUGARCCAGAGUGCUCAUACAAGCCUAGUGUCAAAACUACUGUGGUUAUUCGCUAAAAGAACCAUCUGUAGGUGAUGACUGCAGAUGUGCAGGUUCUGAUAUUUAGGUUUUUUUUCUAACCCAGCUUAAACUGCUUAAACAUGUGAGAAACUAAAAAGCUCCUAGUUGCAUUUUCUCUCCAGGCUAAUGUUUUAUUCCUUGAUCAUGACCAACCAGGAAAGCAGAUUGAUCCUAUCCCAUGUGGUCUCUUGCUGUUCCCCAUCUCACUUGCGCAUGGCAUCUUGCUGCUUGUGUGUGCGAGUUAGUGCUGCUGUUUCCACACCCACUUCACCUUGCAGAUGAAGCCCUGCUGCUGCUCUAGUGGUUCCAGGGUUUACCUCAAAAUGAUGUAAAUUCUGCUUGUGUUGAGCAUGUUACUUGAUAGAACAGUUCAGAGCAUUUGUAAAUAUGUAGAUUAUGCAUAAAACACUUUUUGUAAAGGGUUUGUACAGCAGUGUGGCCUGGGGGRUGCUGUC